GAAGUUUAGACUCCAUUAGCGUUCCCUCCACGCGACAUCCACACGCCUAUAUAUACAUACAAAAAAUAUACAGUAAUCUCGAACCCAUUAUAUAUAUAUAAUAUAUUAAUCAACCCGAAAGAAGGAAAGGGAAAAAGAUGCAGAGUCUGCAAGAGAAAGCUUCGGAAUGGAGCGGCGUUGACCAAGAAGAUGCAUUCGCCAUUGACCAAGUUAAUCUUUAUCAUAAGUUAGGUGGCCUCCAACCUUUUAUCAAUCUCUCCACCGAUUUCUACACCAGGGUUUAUGAUGACGAAGAAGAAUGGUUUAGGUCUAUUUUUGCCAAUUCAAAGAAGGAAGAUGCAAUUCAGAAUCAAUAUGAGUUUUUUGUGCAAAGAAUGGGAGGGCCUCCUUUGUACUCUCAAAGGAAAGGUCAUCCUGCUCUCAUAGGCCGUCACCGCCCAUUCCCGGUGACUCAUAAGGCAGCAGAGAGGUGGCUACACCACAUGCAACAAGCAUUAGAUAAUGCCACGGACAUUGAUCAUGACUCGAAAACCAGAAUGCUAAAUUUCUUUAGGCAUACCGCAUAUUUUUUGGUGGCUGGAAAUGAUCUGAAGAAGCAAAGCCAAGGAGUUCCACCUUGUAAUGGAGCCAACAAACCAGCGGCCAUCUAAUUUUUGUUUUAUAUUUAGAAAUUUAUGAUUAAAACGAAUUUGUUAGUUUAAAAGGGACAUAAAUGUCUUGCAACGGAUUUUGAUGAUAAUUGUAGUUCCAUUUACUUGUUCCA
Molecule: messenger RNA, 763 nt
Organism: Erigeron canadensis
Lineage: Eukaryota; Viridiplantae; Streptophyta; Magnoliopsida; Asterales; Asteraceae
Product: two-on-two hemoglobin-3
Exons: 4
Coding region: 138-650 (170 amino acids)
Biological process (GO): oxygen transport
Molecular function (GO): oxygen binding; heme binding; oxygen carrier activity
Source: RefSeq, a predicted model, not a curated record